UUUGAAUCAAACCUUGAGCCAGUCGGGAUCGAACUCUUGGCAGUGGGCAGAGUCAGCCUGCAAUGCUGCCUUCUAACCACUCCCGUCCCCGGGGUUUCCCUCCAGAUCUGGAAGGGCUGCGGGCUUUCCAGAACCAGAUCGCCGCCAUCCAGCGGGACGCUGUGUGGUGGUUGCACACCGUGGUGCCAACCAUCACCAAGCUGGCUCCGAAAGAAUACAUACACUGCCUGCACAAAGUCCUGUUCACGGAGCAACCCGAGACCUACUACAAAUGGGAUAAUUGGCCCCCAGAGAGCGACCGCAACUUCUUCCUCCGCCUUUGCUCCGAAGUGCCAAUCCUUGAGGACACCCUGAUGCGCAUCCUGGUCAUCGGUCUGUCGCGGGAGCUUCCCCUCGGCCCCGCCGACGCCAUGGAGCUGGCCGACCACCUGGUGAAACGGGCAGCAGCCGUGCAGGCGGACGAUCUCGAAGUCUUGAGGGUGGAGCGGAUUCAACUGAUCGACGCCGUCUUGAACCUGUGCACUUACCACCAUCCUGAGAACAUCCAGCUGCCUCCAGGGUACCACCCUCCAAAUCUGGCCAUUUCAACCCUCUACUGGAAGGCUUGGCCCCUGUUGCUCGUGGUGGCUGCAUUCAACCCGGAAAACAUCGGUCUCACGGCUUGGGAGGACUAUCCCACACUAAAGAUGCUGAUGGAGAUGGUGAUGACCAACAACUACUCCUACCCUCCCUGCACUUUGACUGACGAAGAGACCCGUACGGAAAUGAUCAGCCGCGAACUGCAGAUCUCCCAGCGGGAGAAGCAGGAGAUCCUGGCCUUCGAGGGCCACCUGGCCGCGGCCUCCACCAAGCAGACCAUCACGGAGAGCAGCAGCCUCCUGCUGUCCCAGCUGACCAGCCUGGAUCCCCAGGGGCCUCCUCGCAGGCCGCCUCAGCCCGUCCUGGACCAGGUGAAAAGCCUCAAUCAGUCCCUGCGCCUGGGGCACCUCUUGUGUCGUAGCCGGCACCCCGACUUCCUGCUCAACAUCAUCCAGAGGCAGGCUUCUUCGCAGUCCAUGCCGUGGCUGGCAGACCUCGUCCAGUCCAGCGAGGGCUCGCUGGACGUUCUCCCAGUCCAGUGCCUUUGUGAGUUCCUCCUGCACGACGCGGCGGAUGAGUCGGCCUCUGGAGAGGAGGAAGAGGAAGGAGAAAGCAAAGAGCAGCGGGCCAAGAAGCGGCAGGUAGGCGGUUCCUCAGGUUUCCCGUUCUUUGAAAAGCAAAAUGGCCGGCUUAGGAAGCGGGUUGACGGAGUAUUUGUCGCCCACCAAGAAUUUCAUCCUGGCCCAAACACGGCAGGUAGGUCUGGAUUGGCGACCCUUCGUUUAGUGGCUGGAAUUACAACGGCGCUCGCAAAGCCUCUUACGACCGUCUUUCACACUUAACGACCGUCGCG
Notechis scutatus (mainland tiger snake) is the source of this 1432-nucleotide messenger RNA. The record is from RefSeq and is a predicted model, not a curated record. Lineage: Eukaryota; Metazoa; Chordata; Lepidosauria; Squamata; Elapidae.